Molecule: messenger RNA, 3966 nt
Organism: Otolemur garnettii (small-eared galago)
Lineage: Eukaryota; Metazoa; Chordata; Mammalia; Primates; Galagidae
Gene: TMEM268
Product: transmembrane protein 268
Exons: 9
Coding region: 2253-3281 (342 amino acids)
Source: RefSeq, a predicted model, not a curated record
AUUUCUGGAGUGAAGCUGACCCCCGAACCCCGGGGAGACUUGGGUAGAACCUGAGGGCAGAGAGUGGGGCGAGGUAGCUGCCUACGCCUAAAACCAAGUAUGGGGUCGUCUCAGGCCUGAGGGAGCCUGGGUUUCAGUUCUGGCUGUCCAGGACUGGCUCCUUGACCCUGGAUAGUUCUCUUUCUUUUCUAGAUCUUACUGUUCUCUUCUGUAAAAUGGAGAACUUGGGCUUCAGCCCACUGUCUUUCAAGGUUUUUCCAUCCUAAAAUGCCUCUAACGGGCCUUCUUAUGGUCUCUUGUUGGCUUCCCAGUUAACAAAGAAAAACAGAACAGUACUUUCUCUCUUUCUGUCAUGAAUCUCGGUGAUGCACCUAGAGCUGGGCACUCAGCAUCUGCAGAGAUGGAGACCUUUGCUCAGCAGGACCUGAGGGUACUUUCCUUUGCAGGAACUCUCCACCUAGCUGAGAAAGAGGAGUUGAACUUACUCAAGAUGGGUAAAUGGAAGGUCUGGUUAAAAUGCAGAAUCUACAAAGGGAACUCACAGAAGCCAGGGAGCCCAUAACAAGUUAGUGGCAGGGGCCUCCGGGCUGUAUUCACUGCCUUUGCUCCACCUUCAUCCUGGUAUCUGUCUCUCCCUCUGGUGCUGCCCUAGGGCUGGCAUGGAGCUGAGCUAGAUGGGGGGCCGGGGGAGGACGGCCUCAGGACCUUGGAGUCUUGCCAAUCUCUUGCCCUCCACAGCCUCCGGGUUAGAUGAGGGGCUGCACUGUGAGUGCACAGGCUGAGGGUAUAAAAUGCCAGCUGCCCUGCUGGGCCCCUUUCUCCUUGGCACUUUGCCAAUCCAAGGAGCCUCCUUCCUCCAGGAAGCCUCCUUGAAGAGCCUUCCCCCACCCCUAGGCGCUCCCUCUUCCUACCUUGUUUGGUACAUCUGUGUUCCAUAAUUCACUUUCUAAGAGUUUCUUCCCACCAGAUGGUGACCUCCAGGAGGGAGGGAGGGAUGAGCAGGCCUUUAGGUUUUAUUUCUGGUUUCAUAGUCAGGAAAGUACAGGGGCCAACCCUAGGAAGUUCUUUGGGCAUGUGCGUGGAUUAAAAAUAACGACAGCUACGUUCCUUCAGUGAUUCCUGUUUGCCCAGUGUUGUUCUGAGUGAUUUACAUGUGUGGGCUCUUUAAACCUUGCAGCACCCUGAAGUUACCAUCAUUAUCCCCACUUACAUGUAAGGAAACUGAGGCAGUGAGAAGUAACUUGCUAAAGGUCACACAGGUGGGAAGUGACAGGACCAGACACGUAAGUUAGUCAGUAAAAGAAACAGCCUCCAGGUGAAUGAAUGAAGUCUGCCAAUUAGAAGUUUGUGGGCGGCUAAUGGGGCCAACUAGGGUGCUGUGGCUUCUUCCCAAAGACAGUGCCUCGUUUGGGGAUUUUGCAAUUAAUAAGAGCUUUCUGUACAGCCUGGAAGGAUACCGUGUAGUUCUAGCUUAUGUAUGGCCCUUCCUGGCUUUUGGGUGCCUUCCAGCCCUUUUUGAGACCCCACUACUGCUUCUCUGGGCUGCAGGCUCCUAGCUACAAUGUCCCGGGUUCCUUAUCUGGAAUGUGGACCUAAGAGUUACAUCUACUUUGUGGGCCUAGAAGGUGAUCAAAUGAAGCAGUGAAUGGCUUUGGUGAUUAUCAAGAGCAGGGCAUACACCUUUGUGGCUAUUUUUGUUACUUUCCUGCUCCUUUGGGAGUACAAGGUAGGAGGAAGGAGUGGUAAGAUGGAUUAGUAAAUGCUCAUUGUAUUUAGGAAUGCCCUCUAUGGGCCAGGCCUUGGCCUAGGUGAGGAGGAGAGGGUUCUGCUCACCCCAUUCUAGCAUCUCAGGGACACUGGGAUUGGUUGCUCGAUCUUGUGCCCUUAACUCUCUCUCUUUUUACAGUAAUUUUAGGAGUAGGCUCAGAGACAGCCAGACUGAUGCAAAGGCAUGGAGAUUAUGGGCUUGGAGCCAGAUGGCUUGGGUUCAUUCAUCUGGCUUCAGAGGUGAGAGACACCCAGCCUUGGGUAGUUAGCUUCACAUCUUUAACCCUCGGUUUUCUCUCCUAUGCAAUAGGAAAGACAUACCGAGGAAAGGGGCCCAUAUGCUGAGCAGGUACGAGAUGUCAAGUUCAUCUUUCCUUCUGUUACAGCCACCAGACAGCUGCACCAGGCAAGUGAAGCUGAGGUGACCACUGCAGAAUGAACCGCAGCCCUGAGAAGGGGAAGUAGAAGGCCGCUGGCGCUCUACCAUGGCCUGUGAACCACAGGUGCACCACGGGGCGGCUGGCCCCUUGCCUACCACCUCUCCUGGCUGGGGCUCCCUGCCUGCAGGGACCCCUCCUGGCUGGGGGCAAGAGCUCCACAAUGGCCAGGUCCUCACAGUUCUCCGGAUUGACAAUACCUGUGCACCCAUCUCCUUUGAUCUGGGAGCAGCGGAGGAGCAGCUGCAGACCUGGGGCAUUCAGGUCCCGGCUGACCAGUACAGGAGCUUGGCUGAGAGUGCCCUCUUGGAACCCCAAGUGAGAAGAUACAUCAUCUAUAACUCCAGGCCCAUGCGACUGGCCUUUGCUGUGGUUUUCUACGUGGUGGUGUGGGCUAAUAUCUACUCUACCAGCCAGAUGUUUGCCCUAGGGAACCACUGGGCAGGCAUGCUGCUUGUGACCCUGGCUGCAGUGAGCCUGACCCUGACUCUUGUGCUUGUGUUUGAGAGACACCAGAGGAAGGCCAACACCAACACGGACCUGAGGCUGGCAGCUGCCAACGGAGCCCUCCUGAGGCACCGGGUGCUGCUGGGAGUGACCGACACGGUGGAAGGAUGCCAGAGUGUGAUCCAGCUCUGGUUUGUCUACUUCGACCUGGAGAACUGUGUGCAGUUUUUGUCUGACCAUGUUCGAGAAAUGAAGGCUAGCCAAGAGUCUCUGCUGAGAAGCAGACUGAGCCAGUUGUGUGUUGUCAUGGAGACAGGGGUGAGCCCCACGACAGAGGAGGGGCCUGAGAACUUGGAGGAUGCUCCUCUCUUGCCCAGCAGUCCUUGUCCUAAGGAGAGACCACUCAUGCAGACUGAGCUUCACCAGCUUGUUCCUGAGGCCGAGCCAGAGGAAAUGGCCCGGCAGCUGCUGGCAGUGUUUGGUGGCUACUACAUCCGGCUUCUGGUGACCUCCCAGCUUCCCCAGUCAGUGGGAACACGACACACAGACUCUUCCAGGGUUCCAUGUCCCUGCCAGCUCAUAGAAGCCUACAUCCUGGGCUCGGGGUGCUGCCCAUUCCUGGCCAGGUGACCUAGGGAUGAAGAUACUCAUCUUCCUCCGAGACUGAGAUGUGGGGGAGGCUUCAGGAGCCCAACAUGGCCAGUGGUGAGCCCCCAGUGACAGCAGCAUCUGGGGCACUGAAAAGGGGCUUGGUCAUGUCAGCAAAGGGGUAUUGUGCUCACAGCAGGGCCAUGCACAGAAUGUCUUCUCAAGAUCUCAUGCUGAGCCCUGGCCUUUGCAGAAGCUGAUGGGCAGUGAGCUGGUCCCAUCCCGAGCUACCCUGUGCUGCUCAGAACCAUGGACAUGGAUAGAAUGUCUCCCAUCCCUCCCACUAAAGCCCAGGAGAUACAAACAUGGCAACUGGGGGAAUCAUGUGUCCAAAGCAUGGUCUCAGAUGAAGCUUCGAUCCUGUCCCUAACCCCUUGUGUCAGUUGGAGAAACUGAGGCCCAGAGAGGACACUGUCUUUGUGGCAUUGCUGUGGACCUCUCAAAUUAUAAGACUGCCUCUUCCCAACCUGAAGAAAAGUUUUCAGAACUCUCUCCAUUUGUAUGUUUUUCUUUCCCAUAUUUUAUGAAAAAUAGUGACAUCUAGCACAUAGGCUGCUGAAGACAGAUGGAAGAUGGGAGUCAGAAGAAGACAAAGGGCAGAUAACUGUUAAUGUGAAUAUGUGAAAAAGACUGAUCCUGUUUGACUUGAGGAUUGAUUUUGUUCAAU